Messenger RNA from Mercenaria mercenaria, 4166 nucleotides. RefSeq lists its product as uncharacterized. NCBI's taxonomy places the organism in Eukaryota, Metazoa, Mollusca, Bivalvia, Venerida, Veneridae. The coding region runs from base 146 to 1363 and encodes 405 amino acids. The record is from RefSeq and is a predicted model, not a curated record. The transcript is spliced from 13 exons.
UCAUUUUAAUUGUUAUAGAUGGAAUUUUGCGUUAUGCGUUCAUUUAGCAACAAUAUGUUCAGGGUUUGCUAAAUUGCCACACCUAGCAAUUUACGUCAACAUACGUUAGCCGUGUCGAUAGCGAUUUGCUCGCGCACCUGGGAAGAUGGCCGCCAACGAAGAAAAAGUGCGAGUUUUGAUACUUGGAGGUACAGGAUUUAUUGGCAGAAAUCUUGUCCACUAUCUGGUUGUGAAUGAUUUGGCAAGUAAGGUUAGAGUUGCUGAUAAAGUUCCGCCACAGAUGGCAUGGAUGGAUACAAUACACCAGGAUGCGUUUGCCAAUCCAGUUGUUGAAUUUAAACAUUCCAAUCUUAUUAACCCAGCAUCUGUUGCCAGUGUGUUCACAGACGAGACCGGAGAUUUUGACUAUGUAGUGAAUCUUGCUGCAGAGACAAAAUACGGACAAUCAGACAGCGUUUAUAAAGAAGGUAUUGUGAAACUGAGCAUGAAUUGUGCACGAGAAGCUGAGAAGAGGAAGGUGAAAAUGUAUAUAGAGAUGUCCUCCGGACAGAUGUAUUCCUCUGAAAAGAAACCGGCAAAAGAAGACACCAAGCCGGAUCCCUGGACGCACAUGGCCCAGCAUAAGUUACAAGUUGAACACCAACUGAAAGAUCUGACAGGUCUGAAAUACGCUGUGAUACGACCAGGGAUAGUGUAUGGCCUUGGAGAUAGAAAUGGACUUGGUCCAAGACUGAUUAUCGGUGCAAUAUAUAAAUACAUCAGACAGAAGAUGAAGAUGUUGUGGACGAAAGAUCUCAAAAUGAACACGGUCCAUGUGCAAGAUGUUUGUAAAGCUAUAUGGCACUUGUUUUCUCAUGGGAAAUCGGGAGAGGUGUACCACUGUGUUGACAAGGGAAAUACAACUCAGGGACAAGUGAGUGAAUUGGUAUCCCAGGUAUUUGGAAUCUCAUAUGAGUUUCUAGGAUCUAUCAAAUCAAACUUGGCAAGGGUGAAUAUGACAUCAGUUGUGGAAGAUAUCAAUGACAAGCAUAUGGCCCCCUGGGCAGAAGCAUGUACAAGAGACGGCAUUAAAAACACUCCACUGAAUCCAUUCCUUGAUCAGGAGCUGCUUUACAACAAACAUACAUAUUUAGAUGGAUCUAAGUUAGAGAAUACAGGAUUUACAUGUGAUAAACCUCAACUGGAAGUAUCAUAUCUGCAGCAGGUGCUGGAUGACUACAUAAAAAUGGGAUUAUUUCCACAAACUUUGUUGUCAGGGGAGACAACUUUGAAAGACAGGCUGGAUGAUCUUGACCUUGAAAAUGGAGAUGUUGAAGAGUUACAGGAGUUAGAAAAUGUUCAUCUGGAAAAUGGUGGGAGCUGAUGCUUGAAAACACAAUUGAGCACUGUGAUUGGUUGAAAUUUGUGUUAAAAACUUUGUUCGACCAAUCAAAAUGGCUGUUUUCGUGUUUGGUGUUUUAGCCAAUCAAAAGGUUUUUUUGUUGAUUUUGUUUUUUAAGUUUUGCUGGUUGUAGCUUUAGGGGCCAAAAAAUGAGAAAUUUGUGUCAAAGACACACCCACAAUGCAUUUAUUGUAUUUUAUUAUAGCAUUUAUUGUUAGGUUUUGUUUUUCAAUAUAUAUAUUUGUUGUCAAAGAUAAGUGCUUCUUGUGUUGUGAAAGAUUUCUUUGGAUUUUGUUUUUAUUAUGUAUUGUAAAUGAUUCAUGGAAAUUUAAAAAACAGAUUGUGUUCACACAUGCUUAAAGUAUUGCUCAUAUGAAAAAUAAUCUUCAUUUUCCAUAUACUUGUUCAUAGAUGUGUCAGUUUCAUUUAUAGAUAGAUGGUAGAAAAGUUAAUUUUUGACAUAAUUCAAAAGAAUUAUAGUCAGACUGUCUACCAUUCAAUUUUGUAAUGACAUAUAUAUAUGUAUAUAUUCAGCAGUGAGCUUAUAAAUAUUUCUAUGUCAUUUAGUUUUUACUCAUUUAGCAUUGAGUAGUUACAAGUUAAUUCAUUGUAAUGUACUAGUAAAACAAGGAUUGUAUGAUUAUUUUGCUCAAGUUUGCAAUUCGCAACAAAAAACUAAAUCAGUAAGAGACCAGUUGUCAUGCCCAAGUAAUUAAGUAAUCAAUGCUUGACCACUUGUCAUAUAGAAAAUAGAAGGAAAGCAGUUAGAACUGCAUUAAUUGCUCAAGUUAGCCCAUGUGCAUCGAGGUUUGAGCGAGCUAUGUUUCAUUGUUUAAGAAAAAAACUUUAUCAUAUGUUUACCAAAAACCAAUGAAAGAGAAGCUUUAACUUUUAAAGGGUAAAUUGCUUUACUUUAUUCAGAGAUCUAGGUAAAAAUACAAGUUUUAAGACCAGUCUUAAAUAUUUACAUCUGAUUGGUUUAUUGUUUGCUCAAAAUUUGAAAUUGACCAAUGACAGAGCAGCAUUCUGAGACUGGUUCUGAAACUUAGUUUUGUACAUCCUGGUCCUAGUAAUUGCUGGAUAUAUGACUUUAUACAUUGAAUUUUGUGCUACCAAAGAUAUCCAAAUGUAGAAUAGCUUGUUUUAAAAAGUUUAUACUAUGGAAAUGAAUUACGUUUUUGGAGUGUCAGUUUGGGAGUUAUUACAUGAGCUUAGAAUAUGUAGAGGCCUCCAGACAGUAUGUUUCACAUAUUGAUACUAACUUAUCCUUAGAAUGCUUUUUCUACUCUGACCUGUUUAUUGUUUAGUGCAUACUUAGACAGCAAGAUUUAGGAAUCACAUAAGUGCAGUUCUAACAUGGCAUGAUUCUUUGUUAGUAAAAUAAACAAAGCAGAAAGUAAUGCAUUGUAUAUUCUGUGAUAAACAACAGUUAACAAGAGAAAUCUGGUGAGAUACCAAUGAGAAAACAUUAUGACAUCAUUUAUGACAUCAUUUAUGUCAUGCCUCAUGAUGUCAGUUUCAUUACUACUUAAAAGAGUUAAGCUCAGUUUAACUUUCAUCUUAUUAUUUCAAAUCUUUAAUCAGUACUGUAACAGUGUAUUGUUAAAGAUGAUAUACAUGUAUAGUGGGCAUUUAAUGUUAAUUCUGUUAUCUGUUUCAUAUCAUAUUUCAGUUGUGUGGGAAUUUUUUUAAGUGUUUUCCUAAACAUUUUUAUUAUAUUAAAUUUUCUUAUGUAAAAUAACUACUGACCAGGGCCUGUAUUUAUCUAGACUUAAGACUUUAAAGUAUCUAAAUAUUAAGGUUGUUAAAACUUAAAAGUUUGUAAUGUGUCUGUUAUGGCGAGACUUUACAUAACUCUUUGCAAUGAUAAAUACUGUAUAUGUAUAGCAAGUUUUAUGAAAAUCUGUACAAGAUUUAGAUGUAUGAAGGAAGGAAUUUUAGCCUUUCCAAGUCAAAGACAAAGUUACAGACUUAAAAUGUGAAUGAAUACUGUCCCUGAACUUAAUGCAUUACCGGUACUUAGUGCUAUAUUAUAACCUCUUACGGAGUUGGAUACUUAAAAUAUUCUAAAUGAGUUGUCCCCCUUUAAAUAAGAAUGCCAUUUGUAAAGAAAUAGAUGUAAACAAUUGUCAAAACUAUGUUUCACCUAGUUAUAUAAAGUUUAAACACUCGCACGAUGUUGCAAAUGCAUCAAAACGAAGACAUGUAACAGCUUUUUAAAAAUGGUGAGUUUUUAAAGGCGCUGGACUGUCCAGAAGUGUGGCCCCUUCAUGUAGUCCCUUUCCGGAAUUCAAAACAUAUAUGAAUAAAUUGACAAUGGUUUUGUACAAUAAUAUCAAUGUUUUAUAUGCCGUUACAUUUUCAUUUAAAACCAUGCUUUCUUUCUAUGAUUUGAUAACGUUCGAACUUCUCCGAAACAUGGACCUAUACCUUAACACUAUUUAAUCAGAUGAGCAUUUGGUAUUUCUGUAUAUUUGCUUUCAGUUCACUCAUUAAUGUAUAUCAUAUACUGUAUUCUGUUCUAAUUGUUGUACAUUUUUGUCAUGUUAUUAUCCCCCAGCUCUGCAAAUGUGGGAGGGGGAGUUUAGGAAUACUGUAUAUCUGUCUGUCUGUCCAUCACAUUAUUUUUGUCCAGAUGGUAUAUACAACUUGAAAAGGGGACUUAAUGACACUUGGUCAGUGAGAGAAAACCAACAUAUUUUCUUCUUGUGGUGAAGUCACGCGAAACUUAGCAACACGUGCUUCUCAAAAAUAGGGUAUCUUCGGCGAUUAUUGCCUAAAAAUA